CGCGACAUUAAUUCGCAUGUGCGGAGCUCGUGUUGUUGAUAAACAUGACCACGGAAAUUAUAACUGCACUUAGCGUCCUUACCAAACCAAUUCGAGAGGCCAAUUUGGGUGGCUCACAAUCAACCCAGCAGGAAGUGCUUGUGUCUGCUCUCCAGAGGAACCAGUUGGAGCUGAAGCGAAUGUUAGACGGCGGCGAGCUGGAGGAGGCCAGACGUUUACUAGAGGAGGUCAGGACUGAGACACAGUGGUUCUGUGCUCACACUGAGGACCUAACCUGGAGCUUUGUACAGGAGUGUCUCCUCCUGCUGCUCUGCUUGGCGCGAAACCUCUGCAGGCUGGUGGAGGCUUUUAACAGGGACUCAUGUCCUGCUGUUUCAAACCCUCGUACUCCAGAGGCAGCUCCACCAUUACCUCCAGAUGUCCUUAGUGUAGCUCAGCAGAAGACUCUGGGCACAGUGCUACAGUUUCUUGUUACUCUGGGCCUGUGUCCAUACUUGGUACCCGGGGUGGGGGUGAGUCUGGCACUGCGCUCUGCAUUUGGGGUUGCUGUGGAGGGAGCAGUGCGUCGUGACGUGGCUCCACCUUGUGAGCGCAGACUUUUCAUAACCACUACUGUUUUUCUUGAGGUGGCUGCACAUUCAUCUCUGGCCACGCUAGUCUUUACUCGCCACCUGGGUGAUCUCAUGGCAGCUCUCUGCCAGUUAGGAUAUCGGCCUCAUCGGCCCGUUGGAGAAAGUGCAGAGAGUAGUAAGGGCCUCACUGUGGAGGAGAGGAAGACGAGCAAACAAGAACUUCAGAAUCUCCUGGGAAGAGUUUAUCAACCAAUUGCUAUUAAGGAACUGCUGGUUCUCCAAGGAGGCCCUAAGGCGGGUCCAGGCUCCAAGUUGCCUCAGGCUCCCCCUUGGUUGAGGCGUCUUUGUGGCCAGCUGCUCUCUGAGAGGUUGAUGCAGCCACACGGUGUCCAAGCAGUGGUCAGAGCCAUCCUGGAGGGAACGGGAGGUGGAGACUCAGAUUGGAGAAAAUGUGAUGCUGUGGCCAAAAUCCUGGCGACCUGCCCCCAGCAGUCGCUUUCUGCUGAGAGUUAUUACAGUCAAGUGUGCCCGCAGGUUUUAGAGCUUCUCCAUUUCACGGACAAGAUAACGGCUCUGCAGUUCCAGCGAGUGGCCACCAGGGUGGUGCUCACCAUGGUGCAAGAUCAGCCCGAGUUUGCCCAGCGCUUCUUAGUGACUCCUCUCCUGUCACCCCUACAGCACUGUGCAUCAGUCCCAGAAGCUGCAAAUCCUACAGGAGAGGAUGUCGUACCGGAGUUUGAGCUGACUCGUUGUGUGGAGGAUGUGUAUAAAAUCUUCGUGGUGGGUAACAGUCCAUCAGGAAUACUGCCAUGUGCUCUGGGGGAUGUAAUUCCCACAAUCUUCAGCCUGUUUUGUUACACUAAACAAAAUGUCUCACACCUACGCAACCCCUGUCAUGAGAUCCUGCAGUGGUACCUGUCACAUGUGGAGCAUUCAACAGCACUUCUACUGCUCAAAUACCUAUGUGAUGUGCAGGGUGGUCAAGGUGGAGUUGCGCCUGACUACCAAUUCUCACCUGGCAGUGAAGGAGGCGUCAGACUCACCCUAAAAGACCCAGUCAGGUCUGUAACUGCUGAGGAUGACAUGUUAUAUGAAAAAGUGUCAGGGGAUCAGUGGAAAGUGGAGUGUGUCGUGCAGCUUUUGGCUGAUAUGAAAGACUCAGAUCUGCCUGGAGAAUUCUUCCUCUCGCUGCUGCAGGAUCUGACAGACAUGGCAGCAGAGCAGCAUGAGCCUGAGAAGGACGUGGACACGUCUUCCAUGACGCUGCUGGAGCUGGAGAAACACCUCACAGGGUGUGUGAGUGGCUAUGAUCAGAGGUUGGCUCUCCUACAGACUCUGGCUGUUAUGUGUGAGAUUCUGCCACACACACAGCUACUGCGUAAGGCCACCCAGGUGGUGAGUUUCAUAGAGUCCAUGCUACAGAGGGCAUGUGUGAGUUUAGAACAUGGCUCAGAGAGCUUAAUUGAGAGUCAGACUCUGAGUAUGGGAAUGGGGCUGGUGGCCACGCUGCUGUCUGGGGCUGCAGAGCUAACUUCAGAGGACUACUCCUCCAUGGCCAGGCUACUGGCUCCUCUGGAGCAGAUUUCACAUCAGCACCCAGAGCUGGUGAUCCAGGAGCUGGCAUCAGAUCUGCGGGCUACCAUAGCUACACGAGGGGCUUAUCACUCAGACUCAGUGAAUAAUGCUGCCCAAUUUUAUAGCCAUAGUGGAUAUGCUCAAACAAAGGAUGGGGUGCCAAGCCAGAAACCAGGAAAUUUUGUAAAACCUGUGGGAAUCUCAGACAGCCCCCAAUCUCCUGUCAGUAAGAACCUUGAGAUGCCGCAUGUCAUUCAGCAGUCCCCUAAUGUUCCAUUGAGCUGCUCUUCAGCCAAUUCGCAGUCUGAUGGCUUGAUGCCUUCACUUUCCCAAAAUACAGCAUGUCAUGGCACAGUUAAUUCAUCUGCCGAAAUGAGGGAGCAGGCCCAGAGUUUUCAGCAUACAGAUGAAAGAAAUGGAAAAUCAUUUAGACCGAAGUCUGCUGCCAGCACAAACAUGUCUGCUUCCACUGCUCCUCCAGAGAAGGUCUUUUCUGAAUGGUUGUUAGAAGCCUGUGACCCCGAUGUGCCAACCAGGGCUAUGGCACUGCGUGCACUGAGCCAGUGCGUAAAAGAGGGAACAAAGGAGUCAACACAAGCCCGUGACAAGCUUCUGAUGAUAUUUUUGGAAAACCUGGAGCAUGAAGAUUCAUUUGUGUACCUGUCUGCUAUUCAAGGCCUGGUCUUUUUGGCUGACUCGUUUCCUGAGCAGAUCCUGCAGAGGCUGUUGGCUGAGUAUCAGCCAGCUCUAAGUGCAGCUUCCUCCAGCAGGGGGCGAUGUCUGGAGACACGCCUCAAGGUGGGGGAGGCUUUGAUGAGAGCCAGCAGAGCCAUGGGUGACCUUGCACCACAUUAUGGCCGCCCUCUGAUCGGGGCAUUCCUGAGUGGCACACGGGAUGAGGACAGCAGCGUUCGUGCCAGCUGCCUUUCCAACUUGGGAGAGCUGUGCCAGCGGCUAAAUUUUUCCCUCGGCCCACUGGCACAAGAGUUAAGCAUGUGCCUCACAACCCUGAUCAAGACAGAAAAACAGGCAGAGGUGCGGAGAGCUGCAGUCCAUGUCAUUGCUUUACUACUGAGGGGCCUUAGUGAUAAAACCACUCAGGUUCUAGGAGAUGUUCUUUUGAAGCUUUAUCGGGCUUUGAAGUGGGUGGUGCGCUCUGACUCGGAUGAGGUGGCUGUACUUCAUGCUCAUCUUGCCCUGGAAGAGCUUGAUGAUAUCAUGAGGAAAUUUAUUUUCCCCCAGCAGAAAUUGGAGAAGAAGAUUGUGGUUUUGCCUUGAUUAUAAAUACCUACAUGGGCUAAUUAUUAACAUUAUUAUUUAUUUUUUUUUUUGCAUAAAUGUGGUUUAAAAAAGAAAUUCUCACUUCUCAUACUUUUUUAAAUUGCUGUUGUCUGACUGAGUAGUAUUCAGGCUUUUGUCAUCAAACAGAAGUCGAAGGGCAAAAAGGGUAAGGAAGAGAAAAUAAAAGACUGAGGUCUUUUUCUGCACACAUGGCCAAACAGCACUGCACUAUGUACUGUAUGUAAUUCUUAUGCCCCUCACCCCCACCUUUCUGUACUACAUAUACAAAAAAAAAAGCUUUUUGUCAUCUAUGGGUAAGAUAAAAAUGUUUGAUUCAUUACCUAACGUAAAAGUGUUUGUUAAAAGAGGUUCACAUGCUGUGGAACAGUGGCAUGUCCUUUUUAGCUUCCAGUGUUUUUUGUAUUAUUCCCAAUAAACCAUUUUGAUUAGGCCAUGUAGAUGUUUGAUCAUGCUCCGACACAGAAGAUGUCACAGAAGCAUAUAAUUAUUUCAGAAUUACACACAGCACAUAAUUUUAAAGACACACUUGUACAGAAUUUAAAAUAUUUUUGGUGUCACUGUGAAUAAAUUGUGUAGAUCUGCCAAAAUUGAUAAAAUAUCUUUUUUGAUGUUUUUUUGCUGUAUUUACUUUAAGAAAGAACAAAGA
Molecule: messenger RNA, 4095 nt
Organism: Clarias gariepinus (North African catfish)
Lineage: Eukaryota; Metazoa; Chordata; Actinopteri; Siluriformes; Clariidae
Gene: tango6
Product: transport and golgi organization 6 homolog (Drosophila)
Exons: 18
Coding region: 45-3425 (1126 amino acids)
Biological process (GO): protein secretion
Source: RefSeq, a predicted model, not a curated record